AGGUUGCCAAUUACUACAGUAUAUAAUCUGCGCGUGCGUUUGAGGUUGGCCGAUAUCUCUGAUUCUCUGCCGCAGCUCCGUAAUAACGGCAGCAACAAGGUGUACUAACUCGAACCUCCGGUCAUCCUCGUGAAUUCCUGUUUCAGAAGUGUAAAAAUGGUGUUAACUGUUGGAGAUGGUCUUAACGCUCUGGAGCACCUUUUGCUGUACCGUUUCAACAACAGGAAGCUUCUGGAGGAAGCUCUUACCCACUCUUCUUUCACAGACUCCUCCUCUUACCAGCGUCUGGAAUUCCUGGGUGACAUGGCUUUAGGGCUGGCCAUCUCCAACUUCGUCUACUUGUCCUAUCCCGAGCUUGACCCCGGCCAACUCUCUCUUCUUAGGUCAGCCAAUGUCAGCACCGAGAAGCUCGCUAGGGUAGCUGUCCGUCACAGCCUCUACAGAUAUGUCCGCCACAAUGCCCCUUCUCUUGAAGAAAAGGUGAAGGAGUUUGUGCUAGUGGUCCAAGAAGAAGACGAGACCGAAUUCUAUGGCGGAGCAAUCAAAGCACCGAAAAUUCUCGCAGACAUCGUUGAGUCUAUAGCAGCUGCUGUAUAUGUUGACGUUGGGUUCGAUUUGAAGGAGUUUUGGAAGGUCUUUAGAGGCUUAUUGGAGCCAAUAAUCACCCCUGAUGUGCUGCAAAACCAACCUCAGCCUGUGACAAUGCUAUUUGAGCAUUGCCAAAAAGUUGGAAAAUGUCUUGAUAUAAGACACAAGAAGAUUGGACAGAACAAUAUUGCAAGCAUCUACAUCGAUGGAGAACACCUAGUCUCUUCAUCUUCAGAGCAAAAGGAAAAUGCGAGGCUUCAUGCCGCAAAGGCUGCACUACAGAAGCUGGCUUAUAAAGUGGAAAAAAUUAACUUUGAGUUCGAUGAGACGAAGGGCAAUGAUGGAGCAAAGCAAAAGUUGUAUGAACUUUGUGGGAAAAAAAAAUGGUCGAAACCUACUUACAGUGUUGAGAAGGAGAUAGGCCCAUCACACGACAAGAACUUUGUCUGCUCAGUUGAAGUAGGUAGCAGUGAUGGCUUAGCUAUUACGGUUGGUAAUAAGAGGUCUCGGGUGCUCUUUGCUCUCGGAAACAAAAAGUUGCGGAUCAGAGAUGCAGAGAACUCAGCCGCGUAUUCCAUGUUAUGUGCUCUCAAAGAUGCAAAUGUCAUAUGAUUCUCGUUUGCUUCUUCUUAUGGACUCCGGUGAAAUUAGCUUCACGUGGAGUUGCUCUUCCAACCGUCUAGAUGAAAUUUGAAAUUCAAUUGAUGUUCAGAUUUCAUCUCGACGGAGGGCGGAAUAACUCGACGUGAUGUUCACUCCACUGGAUUAGAUUUUGUUAAUUUAGAAACUGAGUAGCUUAGUUUAAGUGAGAUCUUAGGUGAAACAUGGUGCAUUUUAAAAUCUGGCACAUGGUGACUCAUUGCUGGUUGAAGCAUUCUUCGUGGCUGCAUCUUCCUUUGUAUUUUAUUUUUGGAAUGAAAAUACCAUGUUAUCUCAAGGUUUGGUACGUUGCCAUUUGCACGCACAGCUUUCUGAAAUAGACGUUAAUUUUGAGUUAUAAAGAUAUAUAAAGAGUAAAG
Messenger RNA from Cuscuta epithymum, 1607 nucleotides. Lineage: Eukaryota; Viridiplantae; Streptophyta; Magnoliopsida; Solanales; Convolvulaceae. The record is from the annotation of a GenBank genome assembly.